CGCGACCCUGCCCGUGAGCAAUCUCCCAACUAAUCUCUGGUACAGAAUGCAAUCGUACGACGGAGUUGGUGAACGAUUUGAGCGAUCUCUCAAAUCAUCUCUGAAUAUCUGUUUCAAAUGUUUAAAUAAAUUAAUUGAUACUUGAUUAUACGAUAAACGCGAGUAUAACUAGCCAGUAAUUUCGGUUUGUUAACCUAAAAAAUGUUUAAAAUACUCCAAUGCAUUGAAAGGAAAUUUGUGAGGCGAAUAUUUACUAACGUUACAAGAAAUCUAAGAAAAGAACAUGAAGACUUUGAGGUUAUACAAAAAAGGAGGAUACGGACGACUUUGAAUUAUACCAUUGCAAUCGGAGUAGCCACUGUAGGCUUGAGCUAUGCAGCUGUACCGUUGUACAGGAUGUUUUGUCAGGCUUACAGCUAUGGUGGUACGGUCGGCCACGAUACUAGCAAAGUUGAAACGAUGAAGCCAGUUAGAAAUAGAAUCAUCACAGUUAGAUUUAAUGCAGAUACUGCCGCUUCCAUGCAAUGGAAUUUUAAACCGCAACAGAAUCGUAUUAAAGUCGUUCCUGGUGAAACUGCACUGGCUUUUUAUACAGCGACGAAUCCAACCAAUGAACCGAUUAUUGGUAUUUCUACAUAUAAUGUAGUACCCUUUGAAGUUGGACAAUACUUUAACAAGGUUCAAUGUUUUUGUUUUGAAGAACAACGACUGAAUCCUCAUGAACAAGUUGACAUGCCUGUAUUUUUCUACAUUGAUCCUGAAUUUGCCGAAGAUCCAAAGAUGGAGUUGAUUAAUGAUAUCUAUCUAUCCUAUACAUUCUUUGAAGCAAGACCAGGUCUGAAAUUGCCUAUACCAAGUUACAUGAAAAGUCAUAAGUAGAAUAAAUGUUAAAUUUUACUAGUCCUAUUGUACAAAUUAAUUAUCAUUAAACAAUUUGUAUUGAGCUACGAAA
Molecule: messenger RNA, 952 nt
Organism: Orussus abietinus
Lineage: Eukaryota; Metazoa; Arthropoda; Insecta; Hymenoptera; Orussidae
Gene: Cox11
Product: cytochrome c oxidase assembly protein COX11, mitochondrial
Exons: 4
Coding region: 202-879 (225 amino acids)
Cellular component (GO): mitochondrial inner membrane
Molecular function (GO): copper ion binding
Source: RefSeq, a predicted model, not a curated record